Messenger RNA from Physeter macrocephalus (sperm whale), 3166 nucleotides. It is a transcript of the gene CASS4, whose product is annotated as Cas scaffold protein family member 4. The coding region runs from base 183 to 2624 and encodes 813 amino acids. Gene Ontology annotation, molecular function: protein binding. Gene Ontology annotation, cellular component: plasma membrane; cytoplasm. Gene Ontology annotation, biological process: cell surface receptor protein tyrosine kinase signaling pathway; cell migration. The record is from RefSeq and is a predicted model, not a curated record. NCBI's taxonomy places the organism in Eukaryota, Metazoa, Chordata, Mammalia, Artiodactyla, Physeteridae. The transcript is spliced from 7 exons.
UGCUCGUCCUUUCCAGAAAGUUUGACUGCUGGGAGAAUCAUUCUGACAAUUUCCUGUGCUGUCAGCUCCAUAGAAUUCAGUUUCUGAGAACCAGCCAGAGGCAUGCAGUGACAUUGCGUAACCACCUCUGAAGUCGGAGAUAUCAGCCGUGGAGCUCAAAGGAGCCGUUUCACACCAGCAACAUGAAAGGAGCUAGCAUCACGGAGGGGGCGCCCAAGAUGCUCUUGGCCAGGGCACUUUAUGACAACCACCCCGACUGCGCCGAUGAGCUGGCUUUCUGCAGAGGAGACAUCCUGACCAUUCUGGAACAAAAUGUGCCAGAAAGCGAGGGCUGGUGGAAGUGUUUGCUUCACGGGAGGCAAGGCCUGGCCCCCGCCAACCGCCUUGAAAUCCUCGUGGAGGCCCCCGCCGACAGGCCCUGUCCCCCUUUCCUGAGAGGCCCGGAAGAUGCUUCCACCAGCUCCCGGGAGACCCAUGAAGCGCCCGCCGUGCUCAAGCCCUCAUCUCCAGGCCCUGUGUACGAGCAGAUGAAGACCUGGGUGGAGGGGCCUCCGCCUCCCACAAUCCAAGUCUAUGAAGUCCCUGACCCACCUGCCAGCGCCAGAAUCGUCUGUGAAAAGACUCUAAGCUUUCCAAAGCAGGCCCUCUUCACAAUUCCCAGACCUGCUCGGACCUCGUUGCCAGCUCUGCCUUGCCAGGUGUACGAUGUGCCUGCCCAGAGCCGCUGCCUCCCAGCCCUAAAGGAGCCAGGGAAGCAGCAGCAGCUAUAUGACAUCCCCGCCAGCCCCCCAAAAGCAGCACUUGGUCCCCCUGCUAGCCAACCAAACGGGCAGAGUGUUCCCCUGAUGUCAAGCAUUGCCUUAAGGAGAGGCAGCUGCAACAUGUUGCCAAGCCCUCAGAAAUCCGAAUGGAUUUAUGACACGCCAGUGUCUCCGGAAAAGGCUGAUGUAAGAAACGCAUCUCUAAGCAGCUUUGUGGAAAAAUCAGGGCACCGUGCUCUCCCCAGGUACAUGUCCAGUUUUCACAGCCCUCAGAACAGCAGAGCAAGGACCCUCAGUCCACACCCGUGGAAAAAUGUGCCCAUGCAGAAAAAACUCAGCCUUCCAGAGAUUCCUUCUUAUAGCUUUCCACCACCCAGGGAUGCAUUCCCUUUGGAUGAAGGUGUCAGCUACAAGGUCCCUUCGAGCUUUCUGAUCUCCCGAGUGGAACAGCAGAACACCAAGCUGAACAUUUACGACAUCCCUAAAGCAAUGCCCAGUGUCCCCCAUGCUGGGAAAGAGCUGGGAAAAGCCGAUGGGCCUUCAGAGAAUUCCAUGGACCAUAAUUCCUCGUGGUUCUCCGGACGGGUAGCAUCGCUGUCUCCUGAACCAGACGGCUUAUCCGUUUCCAGUUCUGACAGCAGAGCCAGUGUCCUUUCCUCCUGCUCCUCCACGUCUAGCCACUCUUCUAGCUCCUUCUCAGAGGAGUCAGCCAAAGAGCUCCCCUUGGACCUGGACUUGGCCAAAGAGACAGUCACAGCUCUGCAGCACAAGGUGGACAACUCUGUCGCGGGCCUGAUGCUCUUUGUCAGUAGGCAAUGGAGGUUCAGAGGCUACCUGGAGGCCAAUAUCCACGCGAUCCGCAGGGCUGCCGACCGCAUAGAGGAAUCCUUGAGAGAAUUUCUGGAUUUCGCCUGCGGCGUCCGUGGGACCGCCUGUAACCUCACCGACAGUAAACUCCAGGCCAAAAUUAGGGAUCAGCUACAGACAAUCUCCAACUCCUACCAAAUCCUGCUUGAAACAAAGGAAAGUCUGGAGAGCUGCGAUUGGUCCCUGGAAGUCCUUGUGACCAACAAAGUCCAAAACAGCCUGGAUGACCUGGAGAGAUUUGUCCUGACGGCGCGGAUGGUUCCAGAAGACAUCAAGAGGUUCGCCUCCCUUGUCAUUGCCAAUGGGAGACUCCUUUUCAAGCCAAACUGUGAAAAGGAAGACCCCGUGCAAUUGACUCCAAAUGCAGAAUUUAAGCUUGCAAAAUCCAUCCGGCUUCCCCAAAAGGAGACUGAAUCAUACCAAAGGAAUGCUCCUUUUCAGAAACAAAGGGAAAGCGAACACCCUCCUGAACUAUUAAAGAAACAUAGGACAAAUGUUUGUGAACAGGAGUUGCCUAGCCUAGAAGAGAAAGAAAAACCCAUCUUGGAACAAAGGUUGGAUGAAAACAAAGACUUAGAAACACAGAACCCUAGCUCUCUUAGCCCCCGAGCUUUGAGUCAGCAGAACCCUGAGAAGAAAAUCCCCCUUUCUGAACACUGCCGCCUCUAUUUCGGGGCGCUCUUCAAAGCCAUCGGCGUGUUGCACAGCAGUCUCGGCAAAAGCCAGCCCCCCGAGAUCUUCAUCACGCAGAGCAAGCUGGUCAUCAUGGUCGGGCAGAAGCUGGUGGACAAGCUGUGCCAGGAGACCCAGGAGAGGGACAUGCGCAACGAGAUCUUGCGCGGCAGCAGCUGCCUCUGCAGCCUGCUCAAGGACCUGGCGCUGGCCACCAAGCACGCCGUACUCCAGCAUCCCAGCCCCACCGCCUUGCGGCACCUCCAGGCCGAGGUCAAGAAGCUGGAGCGUCACACGCAGCAAUUCAGGGGGACAUUGGCAUGAGCCUCCUUCCUCCCUCCUCUCCCUGUUAACCUCUUCGCUUCAGCUUCACACCUGCAACCUGUGCAAGUCUGUGCUCUGGGAAAAGCCAGCCUGGGGAUACAUCAAGGGGUGGCAACAGCCGUGGUGCCCAAACCCCGUAUUACCAAGUGGCUGAGCAACCCCAGGACGUUGGCUUAUCCCACAGAGAGUCAGGGAAGAGAAUCAGGUGUGAACUAAGGACCAACGUUUUUAGCCUAUCAUGUAGGGCCAGUGUGUGAAAUGAAGUUAUAGAAAUCAAUUUUUAUAUUGGCUAAAUGUGCGCCUGUUUUAAACUCAUUCAUUCAGUACUUACUUAUUGGGUACCUAUUAUACGUCAGAUUCUAGGAGCUGGGCAUAUAGCACUGAAUCAGACUGAGGCUUUGCCCUCAAGGAGCUUACAGUCUAAUGGGGAGACAGACAAAUGAUGAAGAAGUACAUACACAAUGUAUUAGGUGCUAGGGAGAAAAUAAGUAGGAGAAGCAGGGAGAGAUUAUUUUCAAACGAUUAAUUUCUGCUGCAUCUGC